This is a messenger RNA of Closterium sp. Naga37s-1, 166 nucleotides long. The record is from the annotation of a GenBank genome assembly. Lineage: Eukaryota; Viridiplantae; Streptophyta; Zygnematophyceae; Desmidiales; Closteriaceae.
AUGGGGAGAUUGGCGCGUCACGUCUCUUCCCCUCCAUCACUCACGCCUAUCUCCAGCGUGAUAGUGGCCCUUGGUAGCUCGCUGCCGCCAACUGCCACCUCCUGUCUCCUCGCCCCUCCCUCGCCCUUCCUAUUCGCCUCCCUCGUCUGCUCUCCCGCUCGGUCGG